Messenger RNA from Aplysia californica (California sea hare), 1752 nucleotides. Its product is annotated as thiamin pyrophosphokinase 1. The coding region runs from base 100 to 825 and encodes 241 amino acids. Gene Ontology annotation, molecular function: thiamine binding; thiamine diphosphokinase activity; ATP binding. Gene Ontology annotation, biological process: thiamine metabolic process; thiamine diphosphate biosynthetic process. The transcript is spliced from 7 exons. The record is from RefSeq and is a predicted model, not a curated record. Lineage: Eukaryota; Metazoa; Mollusca; Gastropoda; Aplysiida; Aplysiidae.
ACUACUUUCACUUUCUCACUGACAUUUAACAGGUUACAAGACCGUUUUUACGUUCUUGUGAAUGUGUGAUUGGCACUGAUUGUGCUUCCGUCUGUAGAGAUGAAUGUUCUCCGGCCUUUGUCAUGCCUACUUCCAGACUCAGGCACAAAAUUGGCCCUUAUUAUUCUCAACCGACCCCUUGAUGUGCCACUGUUGACAGCAUUGUGGAAGAAAAGCGCCUUCACGGCAGUGACGGAUGGCGCAGUGAACAGAUUGCUAAAGAAUUGUGGGGAUCAGAAGGAUGAAUUUAUCCCCGAUGUCAUCUCUGGUGACUUUGACUCUGCCCUUCCUGCCAGUCUUGACUAUUACCGCAAUUGGAAUGUGGAGAUCUUGCCGACCCCCGACCAGAACGAGACCGACUUCACUAAGUGUCUCCGGAUUGUGUGUGAGAAAACCGGACAAAUUCCAUUGGAGCAAAUUGUUGCUUUGGGGUCGUUUGGCGGACGUUUUGACCAUACACUGGCUAAUGUCAACACCCUGUACACAGCCCGCGGCCUCAGCAAAAAACCCACCAUCCUCCUGUCUGAAGGUUCAAUGGCCUGUUUGCUGGACAAGGGUGAGCACACUAUCUACUGUGACACAGGUCUGGAGGAUGACUGGUGUGGUCUAGUGCCGGUAGGCCAGCCUGCCAACCUGGUGACCACCACCGGGCUCAAGUAUAAUCUGAACAAGGACAGUAUGAGGUUCGGAGAGCUCAUCAGCACGUCCAACUCGCUGGCCAGCCCAACAGUGACCGUCUCAACUGACCAGCCUCUUCUGUGGGUCAUGGGCUACAAGCAGGAAUGAGAGGGCCAAGCUGCUGGACAAAAGUGUUCAGUGGACACACACACAAACACCCCUCCUUUUCCCUUAGUAAUGAUAGUAGAUUACAAAUAUACAUUUUAUAUAGCAUAUUUCCACGAGGAAAGUGCUCAGUGUGCUUUACAAUAAAAUAAAAAAACAUAGUGAUCCUUCCCCCCCCCCCUCUCUCUCUCUCUCUUCCCACUUCCUCUCUCUGGUUUAAUUUGGAUUACAUUGAACAGGACAGUAAGAAAAUUAAAGAUAACAACUCUUCCCUCACCUCCCCUCUUCACAUUAACUUUGCCUAUCCACUUUGAAUUGUUCUCAGUGCUGCCUAAGUUCCCAUUUGAGGUAGAUUCAGGGUAAAUUUUUGUAACUUUGGCCUAAAAUCAAAUAGUACAGAUAAAGAAGGGGACGAAAAGGAUAAACUUUACCCAGGUACAAGUAGUUGCCAUCAAGCAGAGCUAGCUUCUAGAAAUAUUAUUAAGAAAUUAUACUUUAUAUAUCUUAUUUUAUGUGUGUGCGAAUAUUGUGAAGGUGAGCAAUGUUGAUGAUAUGAUAUAACGUUUUUGUAAACAUUUAUAAACUUUGAUUCUAAUCUCGGUGCCCAUUGUAAAUUUGGUAGUUUAGGCACCUCCUUUAGUAUGAUGAUUAAAGCAGGUCCAAAACUGGUACAUACUGAAAAAAUCGGUAGAAAUAAGCAGCCCUGUGUACCAUUAAUAGUAAAAGUAUUAUCUUUGGCUGUUGGAUGGGGUGGAAGGGGAGUACAGGAAUAAGAGCGCUUUUUUUUACUCUCGUCUUUAAAAUCUGUGAUUUUGUUCUUGAGAUCUUGUUACUCGCGUUUACCAAAACAAUGGAAAGGACUUGUUACAUAAGUCUACCAUUGAUUCAGUGCUCUCAGGAAGUUUCUAUAUUAAAAAAAAAUAUUAUGCA